Molecule: messenger RNA, 2744 nt
Organism: Micropterus salmoides (largemouth bass)
Lineage: Eukaryota; Metazoa; Chordata; Actinopteri; Centrarchiformes; Centrarchidae
Product: tripartite motif-containing protein 16-like
Exons: 6
Coding region: 45-1706 (553 amino acids)
Molecular function (GO): protein binding; zinc ion binding
Source: RefSeq, a predicted model, not a curated record
AGGAAAUAAAAGUAACUCUGUCAGUUCAGUUCGAGCGGGAGAAAAUGGCUUACAGUGAGCAACUGUUCGACUGCUCCAUCUGUUUACAGGUACUGGAGGAUCCAGUGACGACUACCUGUGGACACAGUUACUGUAAGACAUGUAUCAAUAGCUUCUGGGACAGAAAUAAUAACGGAGGAAGAACGUACAGCUGCCCUCAGUGCAGGGAGACUUUCUACCUGAGGCCUGAUCUGAAGAGGAACACACUUCUGGCUGACCUAUUGGAGGAACACAAGAGGUCAAAUAGUCAAAGUGCUGCUGCUAGUGACACCGAAGCUGUAUCUGAUGAUGUGCAGUGUGAUGCUUGCACGGGGAGAAAAAGAAAAGCUUCCAAGUUCUGCCUUGUGUGUUUGGCCUCUUACUGUGAGACUCAUCUUAAGCCUCAUUUUGAAGUGCCACCAUUAAGAAAACACAGUCUGAUUCAAGCCUCUGCGCGGAUCAAAGACAGGAUCUGUGCCCGUCAUGACAGACUUCUUGAGCUCUACUGCCGCACUGAUCAGCAGUUCCUAUGCCUGCUGUGUGUGAUGAAUGAGCAUAAAGGCCAUGACAUUGUGGCAGUUGCAGCAGAAAAGUGUGAAAUACAGAUACACCUGGAGCGGACUAAACAGGAUAUUGAGGGCAGACUACUGAAUUCAGAGAGCAAAAUGGAAGAUCUGAGGCAGGCUGCAGACUGUAUAAGAGAUGCUGCAUGGGAGGCGUGUGAUGACUUUGAGCGGCUGUGUGCAGAAGACAUCCUUUUAUAUGUCCAGUCUGUGAAGAGGAAGUGCUCUGAGAUGAGAGAGAAAGUUGGAGAAGCAGAGAAAGCUGGAGUGGACUGGACCAACAGUCGUCUCGGACAACUGAAUCGUGAAGUGUUUGAGCUGAGGAGGAGAGCAAAUGAACUGGACCAGCUUUCACGAACAGAUGACCCCAUUCAUUUUAUUCAGGGUUUCCGGGCUCUGGGGGACCUCCCUGUGUUCACACACUCACAUGAGAGACAUGACAUGCUGACAGAGUUUGUCACUGCACAGAAAGAUAAACUGAAAAAUAUGUGCGACAAUGAAAAGAAUGAAUUAUUGAGUCAUUCUGAAAGAAAAUGCUUGUCAAAAAUGCCAAGGUCGCAUAAGGAAAUAACAAGGAGAUACCUUUUGACCAAGAGCUCCAAAGUGGAGGUGGAUCCCAACACAGUAGCUGCAUGUCUAUGCUUAUCUGAUGGAAACAGAAAGAUAUCAUGGGGUGCUUGCGACCAGGCUCAUCCUGAUCACCCUGACAGAUUCACCUGCUCUCACCAGGCUCUGUGCAAAAAUGGCUUUGUGAGCAGCCACUACUGGGAGGUGAAGUGGGACGGUGGCAUUGUCGAUUUGGCCGUGUCGUACAAAGGCAUUAAAAGAAAAGGUUCAGGGAAAGAUUGCUGUUUUGGCCACAAUGAACUCUCCUGGAAAUUAAUCUGCUCUUCGUCUGGCUGCACGUUUUGGCACAAUAAUCUUCACAAAGGCCGAAUUCCUCCAGCUCGCUCCCGAAGAAUAGGCGUGCACCUUGAUUGCGAAGCAGGAACACUGGCCUUCUACAGUGUUUCUGGCACUGACACAGUGACACUGCUGCACAAAAUCCAGACCACCUUCACUGAACCUCUCUAUCCGGGGUUUUCUGUUGAUUUAGGUUCAACACUGAAAAUAUGCAACAUCUAAGCCAGCCUGCGUUUUUUUAAAUGUUGAUUGGCUUGUUAAGACUGGCUGAUAUUUAGAAGAAGAUUGUUUUUCAAUCUAUUAUUAUUUUUCACACACACAUUCACAAACUGGACCUAUACACAUGCACAGAGCUGGCACCUCUCCAGCUACCACUCCCCAAUCCGUAUGACUGGUCUGUGCUAAUCUCAAACUGGUGACCCUCCAGUUUCCAAACCAAGUCUCCACACCCUGAGCUACUUUCCCCUGUAUUUAUGAUUCAGGGAUAGUAAAAAGCACAGAAAUACUAUUAAUAUGUGUAGAAGAUGUUGUUCAAUUGUUGUUUUCCUUUUAUCAGCUUUUCAGAGUUGUGUUUUAAAUUGGAUUAUUUAUUACCUGCUCAGUGGCAAUGCUAAUAAACUCCAGAAGACACAAAACAAAACAAUAAGGGUGCUCAUAAAAUGUAUUCAUUUACAUGCAUUCUAUGAGUCUGACCAUUUCAGAGAGCUUAAAACAGUUAAAAAGAGGGUCACAAUUAUUAAGGUUCUUACAUAUAAUCAUUAAAUCAUAAAAACCUUUUUUUUAACUUAUAAAAGGCUAUUUUACACAAGGUGGUUCAACAAACUUCAUUUAAAUCAUUCAUUCAAUUCUUUAUUCUGUUCUUUAAGCUGCACAAUAUAAUCAUCUUCUUUCAAGCCUGAAAUUGAUCACAUGAUCAAAAAAUGAUUUAUUAGUAACUUGUAGCCUAACUUAUAUUAUGAAGAGAACUUGGAACAUGCAUGCUGUGCCAUGCCUAUGUAUGUAUGUCUGUGUGUUUUUACUCAACUAGUGUUAUGAUUUGAUGUGUAUGUGGGAGGGCAACAGUUGGAAUAAGAAUUAAAGUCUUCAUUGUUUUAAUCCUCAAUAAUUGUAACUACUGCUGUGCUUAUUCCCCCCCCCCCCCCCCUUCAAGCAGACUGACUUUGUUUUAGCUUAAUAAACUCAAAGGACAAUGCUUUGCUAAUGAUAUGUCUUGUUUAUUUGAUUUAAUUCACUCAAAAAAUAAAGGCUUGGUGACAUACA